Molecule: messenger RNA, 2486 nt
Organism: Malus domestica (apple)
Lineage: Eukaryota; Viridiplantae; Streptophyta; Magnoliopsida; Rosales; Rosaceae
Molecular function (GO): protein binding
Source: RefSeq, a predicted model, not a curated record
AUGAGAAUGGAAUAUUGAAAUGAAAUUAAACCAAACCAAAAUAAAAUAUGGACGAUAUAAAAAGCACGGAAGCAGCAGACUCCAAUCCACAAUCCAAACCCAUAAUUCAACAUGAAAGGUGGCACUGCCGCUGCCGCUGACACUCCUAGUUUCAACAACAACAACAACAAUAUUACUACUACUAGUGAUCAAACGACGACCUCUACGUCCUCCUGGGGCACGUGGGAGGACUUGCUAGCAUGCGCCGUCAAGCGUCACGGCGUCCACGACUGGGACACCGUCGCCAUGGAACUCCAAGCCAAGACCUCUCUCCCUCCCCUCCUCACCACCGCCUCCAACUGCAACCUCAAGUACCUCGACCUCAGCCGUCGUUUCCACUCCCGCCACCAAAACGACGACGUCCACCACGAUCCUCAUAACAAUAAUACUACUAAUAUUCCCUGGCUCGACGACCUCCGGAAACUCCGCGUCGCCCAGCUUCGUCAAGAGCUCCAUGGCUACGACGUCUCCAUCGUGUCGUUGCAGUUGAAGGUGAAGAGGUUGGAGGAGGAGAGAGAAGACAGCUUCAAAGACGACGACCCCAAACCAGAUCUGGAGGAGGAGGAGCAGCAGGACUCCAAUCGGCACAGAUCAGAAAACGACAAAACAGUUCGAGGCAAACCGGACCACGAGAACCAGUCGGUGAACGGCUCCAAUUCGACCUGCUCCAAAAACCUGGACCAUGACAACAAGCCAGGUCCAGGAGAUCGCGCCCUCUCUGAACCGGGCCCGCUUUCGGCCUGUUCCGAUGAACCGUCCAAAAAGACAGGGAGCGGGCAGUCGGAUUCGGACUCAGACAAAGGAAGCUCCGAAACGGUGGCUAAGAAGCGGAGGGUACGGGGCCGGCAAGGGAAAGGUGGGGGUGACUCGGCGGGUGAGCUGAGGGAGAGCAGCGAGGUGCAGAGUUCGGUGAGCUUGACGAAGAAAAGGAACGGGAAACGCCAUCGCAGAAUGGAGGUCCCAGAGCAGCAGCAGCACAAUAACGAAGAUGUAUCGUUGGUGAAAUCAGAGCCGUUGAUUGAGGUCCUGCAGUUGAUCCGCGCGCAAGAGCAUGGCUCGUUGUUCGAGCGACGGCUUUCUUCCCAGAAAAGCGACAAGUACAAGAGCAUUGUCCAGCAGCAUGUGGACCUGGAAACCAUCCAAAGCAAGCUCCGCAAAGAAUCAUACUCCUCCUGCUCUCUCUCCUUCUACCGAGACCUGCUCCUCCUCUUCAACAACGCCGUCGUUUUCUUCCCCAAAUCUUCCCUCCACUCAAGGACCGCUCACCAACUCCGCCGCCUCGUCUUAAACGAAAUGAAGAAGAAGAAUCUCAUCACUCGGCCCAACCACGACCCUGCGCCCGAACCGUCAGAUUCGGUAGUUCCUGCACCCGCCACAAGUCAACAACCCAAACGCCCUGAUCAGCUUGAAAGAUCAGAUUCCUUGCUUGCCAAGCAAAAGUCUACUGCCCCCAUCAUCGUCUGCCGCAAACGAAGCUCCAUUUCGUCAAAGCCUUCCGCUGCUGCUUCUAUUUAUGGUCAAACUCUCAAAGGUGACGACAACAUGAAACUAGCAGCUUUUGAUCUUAAAUCGUCCAUUAAGAAUAGCAAGGCCUCUUCAGAUGAUCAUGCAGCAGCUGAAGAGCAUGGCGGUUCAGUCGUAGUAAAGAGUGCUGCAGCUGCUAAAGCAAAAGACAACCCUGUGAUCACUGCAACCAGAGGCUCAAGAAGGACGAGUACUAGUAUUGCUCAUCACGAGAAUAAUACCAGUGCUUCCAAAAAGAAACAAAGUGCGAGCCCGGCAAAUUUGAAAGCGGAAACUCCCAAAGCGGAUAAGAAGGGGAAAAUGGAGGCAGCAGGAUCAGACAAAAAGCGAAUUGCAGCUGCUGAUUUCUUAAAGAGAAUAAAGCGGAAUUCACCUGCGGACACAUUGAAGAGUGGUGGUACUGGCACGGGCACUAGUUCUAGAUCAGGUGGACAGCAGAAAAGGAGGGGAGGUAUUGGUAAGGCUGACAAAGUUAAAGAAAGGGUGUUAAGGCAAAGUGGCAAUAAGAAGAAACAAGCCAAGGAAGAAAGCAGCAGUCCAUCCAGGCGAAGUGUAGGCAGGCCGCCCAAGAAGGCGGCUGCUGAGGCUGCAAAUGCAGUAGCUUCACCAAAGCGGGCACGGGAAAGUGGAGGAAAGCAAGAGGCUUCUAGGCGCCCUAAAAAACGGUCUAGGAGGUAAAGUAGUCGUCUAGCUUCAAUGCUUCAUGCAUGGCCAAGGAAAUGAAGGUGUAACUUUAUUCAUGUAUAUUCUAGUGAGGGAUAGGGAAACUAGAAAUUAGCAUUAGGCAGAUAGUAUUCCCUAAUUAGUAGUCCCUAGGGUUUUUGUUUUGGUCGAUAUAUUUCAAGUCUGUGCUUGAAGGAUUUAUUAUUUUGUGUCAAAAUAUCUGUUACAAGCAUAUGCAAUGUAACGUACAAAAACACACU